UCAUUUCUUAAAUUUUCCACAUUCAACAUUUUUAUAUAGAUUUAUUUAAUUUGGUCGACCAUUAUACAGAUUCGAAAUGCAAACUAGUAAAUUCUCGCAAGUCCUUAGUAACUCGUUGCAUUUGAUAGGAAUGGGCGUGGUAGUGGGCGUGGCAGUUUGCGGACUUUCCGCCCUCAGAAUGCCCAAGGCAUUGAACAGGAUUGGUCAGCUUUUCAAAUCAGCCUUUGGAGACCUUGGCGCCAGACGCUUUUACAGCGGCGGCUUUCAGGAGCGGAUGUCGCCCCGCGAAGCAUCUCAAAUCCUGGGCACUAGUCUGAGUGCUCCUUGGAGACGAAUGAGGGAGACUCAUCGUCGGGUUAUCCUGGCCAAUCAUCCGGAUCGCAAUGGCUCACCAUACUUGACUGCCAAAAUCAACGAGGCCAAGCAUGUGCUUUUAGACCGGAAAAAUCGGUCCAGAUAACUAACGAUUCGGGAAGAGAAGCAAAGACUCUCAAAUGGCAGUCGAUUGACUGGUGUUUUUCAAAUCUAAUGCAUCAUGCCCUAACAAAAUUAUAUUUGUAUACCCCUGAUAGCAAAACAUUAAAUUAUUAAGCAAUGAGUGGUA
Molecule: messenger RNA, 604 nt
Organism: Drosophila biarmipes
Lineage: Eukaryota; Metazoa; Arthropoda; Insecta; Diptera; Drosophilidae
Exons: 2
Coding region: 77-460 (127 amino acids)
Biological process (GO): protein import into mitochondrial matrix
Cellular component (GO): PAM complex, Tim23 associated import motor
Molecular function (GO): ATPase activator activity
Source: RefSeq, a predicted model, not a curated record